Penicillium salamii is the source of this 1125-nucleotide messenger RNA. The record is from the annotation of a GenBank genome assembly. Lineage: Eukaryota; Fungi; Ascomycota; Eurotiomycetes; Eurotiales; Aspergillaceae.
AUGGCUUCUUCCAUUACGCCGGCCAUGCCGCCGCCGGCGGGUCUGACAUCCAACUUCGUCGACCCGCCGCAUAAAAGCACGCCGUUUCUAGUGGUUAAUUGCAUUUUCUUGCCAUUGGCCGUGCUUGGGCUGGCUAUCAGAACAUGGACUCGAUUGUACAUUGUCCGCAGCUUUCGAUCUGAUGAUUACUUCAUGAUUAUCGCACUCCUUCUAUCAUGCGUUCUCACCGGUGUCACACUUGAUAUGCUCAAUUGGGGUCUAGGGAGGCACAUGUGGGAUGUCCCGGCAACAUACCUCUCGCCGAUGUUCGCAAAGUUGAACCUGACUUCCGCCAUUGUCUACUGCGCCGCAACUGGGUUUACCAAAACCUCCGUCCUUGUGUUCUACCUUCGCAUCUUUCCGAGUCGAAACUUCCAUAUUGCUGUCUGGAUCAUCGUAUUCAUUGCCGUGGGUUACAGUUUAGCUAGUGUACUCGCCAACCUUUUGAGCUGCACUCCGGUUGCUAAAUCAUGGGAUGCGACAAUCACCACGGGCCAUUGCAUGAACCGGCCGGUCUUUUAUUUUGCAAACGCCGGACUGGGAAUCUUUACCGACUUUGCUACCGUCAUUGUUCCGAUGUAUGUUGUCGCACGUUGGAUGACACCCGCAGAAGCUAAUCUAUGUUACAGACCGUGGCUACGUAGAUUGCAAAUGCCAUUACGGCAGAAGAUUGCGGUCAGCGCCAUCUUAGCUAUGGGUUGUUUCGUGGGUGUUGUGAGCUGUAUUCGGCUGGCAUCUCUUUACACUCUUUUGAGGAGCCCUGAUCUUACCUUCACUGCAAUCAGACCUUUUGUUCGACGAUACUUCCCUCGCUUGCUGGGUCUUUCUGCCUCGGGCGAUACCUCCAAGUCUCGCAAAUACGGCCACCAACUUGGUUCCUAUCCUCACAGCAGUCGUCCGGAUUUCACUGGACGCAGCAACAAUCAGUACUCUGCCACUCUCACCACUAACACCAAGGCACCAGACAAUGAAAGCGAAGAGCACAUCUUGUCGCCAGGGUUGAGCGUUGGAAAAGAGGAAGGGAUUGUCCGGACAGUGGAGUUCGAUAUUGAGAAUGUAUCGAGCUCGCGAGUCCGAGUUCAUUGA